UCACAAAAUUCGAUCGCAGUUACGAGCAAAGUCUGCAUGUUCUUUUUGAUUUAGUUUGUAUAAUGUUUUAUAAAAAAAUUCACGUAAAAUGUAACAGAGUCUUAGUGUCUCAGAGCAAUUGUGCAUCCAGUAGUCUGUCCACGUAAUCACACGUAAUGGUUUUUCUACGAAAAUUCGAAUGUUCAUGUGGCUUGAUCGGGAGCGUCCUAAAGGCGGAGAGGGACACGAAGGGCCACGUGACCGGGCGCGUGUUCAACAGUAACAGCUGCACCGAUGCACUCCUUUCAAUUCACGUUGAACCUCCAUCGAGGUAACAUUGCGACGGUCAGCUGAACGAGUUUUAUCUCUCGAUCGCGAGAUCGAAAAUAUUUUAUCCCGGACUUUGAGUGUAAAAUCGAUUCUACCUCCACGUUUGUUAAUUUAAACGUUACAAAUUAUUCCACUUUCCGCUCUCCAAAUCGAAAUCAGAGCGCGGGAUUGUCCUCGUUUGAAUAUCCCGAUGCAGAAGUUAUGAAUAUAACGUAAUUCUCGAAAAAAAAGAAAAACGGAAGUGAUUCUGACUGAAGUGGCAAGAUCGAAGCACGAAAAAUAUAGAACUCAAAAGGCAAUGGAUAGUCGCAGAAAGCUAAUUCGCAAUCGAUGCGUGAUGAUGGCAAUCGUUAUCGUGUAUACACUGGCUGUAUUUAUCAAGGCGGCCGAGAGCAGGCCUCACAUCAGACACCACCGGGACGGCUCGCACUGCAGCAGAUGCGGUCCAGGCUACGGCAUGAUUGUCCGUUGCACUCGCGGCCGCAACACCGUAUGCCAACGUUGCCCCGCCGGCAAGUACAGCCCGCAUCACAGCACGCAGCCCUGCUGGAACUGCGCCAGAUGCGGUCCGGGUUUGUAUGAGGCCCAUCCGUGCACCUCGUACUCCGACACCGUCUGCGACUCGUGCCAUCGGCCCGCGCCGGACAAUCCGGACUAUCGGCGUAAAUGCGAGGGUCGCGCCAAGUUCUUCCUCGCGCCGGAGGACGCGCAGAGCACCGCUGAGGAGAGCGUGCUGGUGAACGAGCCGGCCUACCGUUUCCAACUGUACGACAGGGACCAGGUACUCGAAAAGGAUGUGGAGGCCAUCCUGAGGGACAAGACGGAUCCUGGGUUAGUCGAAUCGGACGAUUUGCAGAGGCUCCAACCAUCGUCCGAACAAUAAUCCUGAAUAAUAACGAAGAAACACGCUCUGAUGACACAUUCUUGCCUGUCGGAUAACGAAAAGGAAGGUAUAAAGCUUUCACGAUUGUUGCAGAAUUCUCGAAACUGGAUCACGACUGGAUAACUCAUCUGAGAAAUAAAUGGAUCGCGUAGAGGUAAAAAAGAAAAUUUCACAGGCCCGUAAUAGGAUUAGAAGACUAAUGUAUGUUCGAUAUUGAUCGAUCCUUCAAUGCUAGUCAAUUAGCGCUUAAGAGAAUUAAUUUGUUCUGGAGUAGCGUACGGACUUUGGUACGAGUUCAAAAAUGGGAAAUAUUCAUGAAAUGAAUAUUCAUUUAUUUGUCCGCUAGAAUUUCGAUUGUUCGCCGUCGGUUGCUACAUCGGGCGACGCAGUAAGGAGAUGGAAAAUACUCCCUGACCCCGCUAAGUAUAUUAGCAUAUAAAUAAAUCCCUCUCCUGAAUACGAAUAGACUGUUACAUUUUUAAUAUUUAGGUCUGUAUUGCAAGUCGUAUUACAAGUGGAUAUAUCAUUGUAGCCGUUGUCUGUAGAUUCGCUGUAGAUGCUGUAGAUUACGUCCAAGCUCUUACAUCGUAAUCGCCAUAUCGUGGGACAUCGUUCUACGAGAAAUUUCCCGCGAUUUAUUUUUGUGCUUUCCAAUAUAUGAUUAUUGCAUCUAGAUUUAUACAGAUUAUCGUCACGACUGAUGACAAGAGAGUUGCACUUACAACGAAUCAAUGUACGCUCGAAUCUAUGUGAAAUCGGCAUGCCCUUUCAAUUUCACUCGAGAUCAGCGUGAUCAAUAUUGGCGGAUGUCAAGUCGACGUGAUCUUUAAACGUUAUUUCGUCUCGAAAAUAUUUCUGGCCUUCGCGAUUACGAAUUCAACCUUCUGAUCCAUAUUUAAUUGAUGCGCUUUUUGGAUUGCACAUGCGAACGAUUGAAAGAUAUAAAUAUCGUCGGGCGCCGUAAAGUAUAACAAUGGAAACGCCUGCAUUGCGCAAUACGACUGUGUUUAAAACUUUCAGCAUUAUUUGUACAUUAUUCCGUUUACGGAUCUAGAUCUCUGCGACUGUACACCGGCUUAUACAGUGUACAUUUCUAAGCGUAUUUUGAUUAUCCUCUUCAAGCACUGACACGAACGCGUGCAUUUAGUUUCUCUUUUAAAUUCUAAUGUACUGCUCAUAACAGAAAAAUGUACAUUAUUCGCCAUAGUAUUUCUAAUUCUUCUUAAACUUUUCUCGUUUAACUGUAGAUUUAAUUUGAAAGUAAAACAUAAUUUAAUUUGGUUAAAAUAAUAAUAAAAUAGAAUAAUAUUUUAUUAUUAUUUUUCAACUUUUAAAAAUUCGUCCCUGAAGAGGAUUUUAUUACUAUACAAAAAAUCACUUUGUAUAUUUAUCAUAAGAUGGAUAUGAAGCUUGUAACUAGAGAAAUGCAUGUGUAUUCUAGUUUCGGCAAUCGAAGAUGGAUCGGGAUUACUUUCUUAAGUUCCCUUUUUUUUUCUUUUUUUUUGACAAACGGACUAGUUUCAAGAUUAAAGAGUUCAGUCAGCAAAAAAAAGAACCGAUCGAUAUCAAUAAAUGAGUUCAUGCUAAAUUCAACGUAUUCGAGGUGAAAGUUUUCCCGAUAUGUGUUUCUUCGAUUGGCUUUAGUAAAUAAUAUCAUGUUGCCAAUAUCUCGACAUUAUUAAAUUAUUGUGACAGAAAAUUUUUUUCUUUUCUUGCAAGGACGCGCUGGACACACGACAUUUAUCAAAAAUUUAUGCUGAUUCGUAGAUCUCUGUCUCACCUAUUUUUUUAUAUCUUCUACGUUUUAGCCAUUAUACAAGGUCACAUGCUAUACUGGUCUCCAUAAGGCAACUCAGACAAACAGGCGACUGACAAACUCUCGCCUAUUUGUCUGAAUCCUAAUAAUUCAUGUAGCAGCGUACUUUAAAUUAAAAAUUAAUUAAACGUGAACAUAAACAUUCCUUACAUAUAUACAUGGGUGUACAAAGGGGACAGAAAGAAAAUUAAAUUAUAAAAAUAAUUUUGGCGAGAGAGAGAGAGAGAGAGAGAAAGAGAGAGAAAAAUUAAAUAAUCAUUGGCUAAUGAGUGGUUUAUACUUUAUUCUCUAGGAAAGAUAAAAAAUUAAAAAAAAAAAGUUUAAAAAAUUGGAACUAGCAGAGGUGUUGAAAAAAAGCUGAAAUUUUGUUCCUACUCUUUUUCCCCACCCCUAUUAAAAUUGUGGCUACGCUCAUGCAUAUGUAUGAGAUAUUUUUUAAUAUUUUUUGACAAACAUCUCUGGAACCAUGUACGUCGUUUACUUUCCGUCCUCUUUGCGAUAUUCAUGUUUAAUAAUGAUCUUACGGCUCGGUUCUCUCGCGGUAUGACGUAAGAGGCGAAAAUGAUAAGCAAUAAAUUAUUUGCUACGCAAAAUCAUCGUGAUAAAUUUUUGAUAGCUGAGAAAUGUAUCUUUUUAUUUCAAGAAUUAUUUUACACUUUUACGUGACAGAUGUUUUACAAAGGUUUCAUGAUUACGAAAUUAUUAUAUUUUUAAGAGAAAAAAAACUAAGAGACAAAGCUGUAUGUAGCAAAUAAUUGUGUCAUUUCUCAUCUCUGACGACAUACAAACAACAUCGCACCGCGAGAGUCAAGCCUUUACUUGGACUUACUUUAUGCAUAUGGAGGUAUCCAAAAUAAUUUCUCGGUUCAAGUCUAAAAAGAAUUUUACAUUUAUCCUAUUUUCACACACACAAUUGGCCUUUUUCUUCUUCUUUAAUAUUCCCUUGUCACUUGAUACAGCGACCUCAGUCAUACUUCAAAUGCUCUCUUGAAACCUUUUUUCUAUAGCGCGUCACAAACAUCGUCCACACACAAGAUAAAUGAUGACGUUAGAAAAAUUAUACGAACGUUGAUUAUAAUCAUUCGUAACAUUUAUAACUUCAUUGAAAUAUUAUAUGGCACUUUGGCAGACGAUUUUCAUUAACAAUUUAAGUAUUGCGUUGCGUCAUUGUCAAGUUCAUCCCCAGUUCAUCCUCGUAUCACAUCUGAUGACACAACAGUUUUUGGCAGUCAACGACAUGCCGGUGGUCCCGCACACUUCUUACUCGCCCAGAUUUAACCCUAAUUAUUUUUGUUCCCAAAAAAAGAAAAGAAAGUUCAAGGCCUAAUCUUGCGAGAUAGUACGUGAAGUCAAGAUUGGAUCGCAGACGGUACAUGACGCGCUACAGAAUAAAAAAAAAAAAGACUCCGAGAGCGAUUAACGUGCUGAGAAUUGCUGCACAUCGAAUUACUAUUCCGAAAAGAAUAGAGGCUAAUUGUAAAUAGGAUAAGUCACAAUUUUUUCACAGACUUAGAAAACCGAUAAAUUUUCAUUAUCACGUGUAGAGUUCUCGUGAAUAUUAGAUAAGACUGCAAAGUAUACUAAUAUUACAUUGAUACCGAUGGUGUCCAUUAUUGAUAAAAUUUCAUGUCAAAUAUGAUUUAACGCGUCAACGUAUCUCUCGAGCUGCGACAUGUUCAAUGUCUCAUAUAGGUAUCAGCAAAUCUCAUUGCCAAACGGAGACGUAAUUAAUUAAACGCUGGAAUAUUUGUGGACGGACAGGCCGGCCAGUGACGAACUUUAUCGCUACACAAAUAUAUUAAAUGUAUUAAAUGGUAUCAUUAAUUUAUUUUAGUACUGUAAAAUGUAUUUUUAAGAAUACGUUGUAAAUAUAUCUUAGCUAAACGCUACGUAAAUAUUGUCGUUUACUUCCGUUUAUCGUACUAUUUCGUUAUACUUUAUCGUAUAAUAAAUUUUUGUACCCUAGACGUAAUUGUCUAAAAUCACGCUCUCAGUACAUGAAAACGCAUUGUCAGAUGGCUCCCAUACGAGUAUUUAUGCUUUUAUAAUUAAUUCCAAUUGCAGUUCGGUCCCUGAUUUUUAGAACGUUCAGAAUUUUUUCGAUGAAACAGGUUUUGGCCUGCCAACAUUUUCCUGUCUUUUAAGAAAAUACGUAUUUGCACAGAAAUCCGUAGUCUAAUUAUAAAGAUUACAAUGAAUCAAUGUUCUUGCACAUCUUGCAAGAAUUUCGACGGUUAAAUAGAAAUACGGCACAAGUGUGAUUGAACUUAAACUGUGUCGGAACAACAGAGAGAGAAAGAGAGAGAAUCAAGAGUCGGGCAGAGUAGGCAUAUUUUUUGUAUGAGAGAUAAUAUUUAUGUAUAUAUAUAUUAUUUUAUGAUAUAAAUCAAUAAUGUCUUAUAAACGUACAUGUACAUAUAAAGCUAAACGAUACAAAAUAAAUCGGUGAUCCAGGAAAGAACGCUUGCACGAUUUAUUCUGCAUAGGAAUCGGCUAGAGCGGUAUUCGGAAGAGAAAGAAAGGACGAAAACAAACGCACGCUAGGGGACGUAAAGAGUUGUUCUCGCGUAAAGAUUGAAUGUAGAAACUACGGUUUCUCGAAUUCCCGUGAAUCUCCCCGAAGCUCGGAAUUCGACGGACAAUAAAUUGAAUGGAGAGUUCGCAAUAUGUGGAAAAAAAAUAAAAUACGUGUAUUCGAACGAUGUGCCAC
Solenopsis invicta (red fire ant) is the source of this 5718-nucleotide messenger RNA. Its product is annotated as tumor necrosis factor receptor superfamily member 3. Gene Ontology annotation, molecular function: tumor necrosis factor receptor activity; protein binding. Gene Ontology annotation, biological process: inflammatory response. The record is from RefSeq and is a predicted model, not a curated record. Lineage: Eukaryota; Metazoa; Arthropoda; Insecta; Hymenoptera; Formicidae. Bases 608 to 1192 code for a protein of 194 amino acids. The transcript is spliced from 2 exons.